This is a messenger RNA of Stereum hirsutum FP-91666 SS1, 650 nucleotides long. RefSeq lists its product as uncharacterized. The transcript is spliced from 6 exons. The coding region runs from base 20 to 448 and encodes 142 amino acids. The record is from RefSeq and is a predicted model, not a curated record. NCBI's taxonomy places the organism in Eukaryota, Fungi, Basidiomycota, Agaricomycetes, Russulales, Stereaceae.
UUCAUCACUCCUUCCAAUAAUGUUCUCCUUCACCAGUAUCAUUGCCGUGGCCUCCGUGGCCUCCGUCGCCCUCUUCUCUCUGGUUUCUGCGAGCGCUGUGCCCACUGGCAACAGCACUCUCCUCGCUAGACAAAGCUACAGCGCUGAUGGAACCUACUAUUCACCAGGUUUGGGCGCUUGCGGUUUGACCAACGCCGACACGGACCUCAUCGUCGCUGUUUCCACCAGUCUUUACGAUUCUUACCCCGGUGCUACCUCCAACCCCAACCUCAACCCCAUCUGUGGCAAGACUAUCACCGCCACAUACAAUGGAAAGAGCGUGACUGCCGCUGUCGAAGACAAGUGCUACGCCUGCGCGGAGUACGACCUCGACUUCUCCCCGUCCGCUUUCCAGCAGCUCGCUGACGAGUCGGUUGGCCGCAUCGAGAUCACCUGGCAAUUCAACUAAACGACGUCAUUCUUUUGACCGCGACACAACAUCAUUUUCCUAACUUAUUUCCGCACGGUAUCUCUACUACUUAUCUAUCGUUAUUUAUUGGGAGAGCCUCGACGGCUCGUUUGGAUGUAUGUACACUGCACUACGGUUCUCACCGUGACUGUGUUCAUUUGUACCGUAUCCUGAUCGCAUACGAUCCCUUGAAUUAUUCUGC